Messenger RNA from Coturnix japonica (Japanese quail), 2569 nucleotides. Lineage: Eukaryota; Metazoa; Chordata; Aves; Galliformes; Phasianidae. The record is from RefSeq and is a predicted model, not a curated record.
CUUAAGGGAGUCGCUGCCUUUCCAGCUUCUCUUUAGAUUUAUGCAUCUUAUGUCUACUUCCUUCUAAAGACGAACAGUGCUAGAAUCUCUUUCUUAGAGUUAGCUCAACUGUUAGAAAAUGCCUUGUUCUGAAGCAGCCGGUACCGUCUUUUUGCGGCGUGUUACUACCUCCAUCAGACUGUGCUCCUGGAAUGUGUGCUGCCCUAACUGUAACUGUAUGGACUCUUGCUCAGUAGCAUGGGAGAAGAGGAAGGACUACAUCAAGCACAAUUACUGAGGUUAAACAUGCCAGUAGAAACUCAGGAGAAGCGAGGAGAAACUGCCUCUCCAGUAGGUGAAAUACAACUGUUGAGAUGGUUGCUUCUGUGUGAAGCAGCGGCUCCUGACUUCCAUCAAGUCUGGCAUUUAGUGGAAACCAGGAGCUGGGAGCCCCUGCCUCUCUCAGCUGCCUCUCUGCGAAGCCAUGACUCAUGGACCUGCUCACUCCUGGUUCCUGAGUGUCGCCUUUGGGACCCUGUCCAUGUGUUCCUGACCCUUGUUGUACCACAAUGGCCAUUCUAUAACCUGGACACAAUGUUUAUGCGAGGACUGAAAAGGAAGUGUUUUGAUGGCGAAGAAGAUAUUGAAGGAACUCUGGCUGGUAUUAAGGCUAUUCCUUCAUAUAAUCUUCAGCGACAGUCGCUUUUAGAUAUGUCCUUGGUUAAACUUCAGCUGUGCCACAUGCUGGUCGAACCCAACCUUUGUCGUUCGGUACUUAUUGCCAACACGGUACGCCAGAUCCAAGAGGAAAUGACCCAAGAUGGGACUUGGCAGAUGAUAAAUAUGCAGAAUACAGGCCAGUCAUCCGUGGAUCGUCUUGUUUCAACAGAUAUCCUCUGUCGCUCAUCUAGGGAGCAAGCUGAAGGGAAGCAUGUUCCAGGUUACAGUACUUUCAGUAAAGACUUUGAGGGUGACCAGGCACAAGAUAGUUCAGAAACUAUGUCAACAGCCUCUUCGGUGCAAGCUCUGAGAAACCUGCAAAGUAAUGUGUGGGAAAUGGAGAAUUCACAAGAAAAUAAAGGAAAUUUUCAAAAGUCGUUAGAUCAAAUAUUUGAGACUCUGGAGAACAAAAGUCCUAAUACAGUUGAAGACCUGUUUUCAGAAGUUGACAAUUCUUACUAUGAUCUUGAUACUAUGUUAACAGGCAUGAUGAGCAACACAAAAAUGGGACACUGUGAUGGGCUAGAACCAUUUCCUUCUCCAACAACUACAACUUCUAGCUCUAAUUGUAAAUCUGAUCUUAAUGAGCUUGAUCAUAUUGUAGAAAUCCUUGUUGAAUCCUGAAACUCCUUGUGUAGGAGAUAAAGAUCCGUUAAUGGAAAAAAGACUCAAGAAAGCUAUUUCCACAGUUUGCUCUAUCAAAUCUGCACAUGUAUUUUACAAAUAUCUAUAUAUUAUAUAGAUAUAUAUAUAUUAAAAAAAAAAGCACUUCAUAUUGCAAAAUAGUGUUAACUCCUGAAGUUAACCUGCAACUUGUAGUGUAAUGAUCCAAUCUCUUGUCCACUGAACUGUAAGUACAUACGGUAAAUGUUUUCAAGUAUGUGGUCCAAGGCUUUCAAAUUUGGGUUACUUCUACCAAUUUGUUCUAGCCUUUGGCAGAGGAUAUGCUUAGCGAGAGGGAUUCUCUCAUCCUUCUUUCUUCUUAUCCUUCUCCCGCUGAAAAUGGUAACAAACACAGUGAGAAGUUGGAUAACUGGCUCCCCAUUUUCCUCCAGUUUCCACUUUGCUACACCACAUAACUCCUAUAUUUGCUGCUUCUAAGUCGCUACAUGGCUCUUAAAGAGCAGUAUGCAAUAGUUCCCAUUAUUCUAGCUAGCUUCUCAAUUUUGCUACAUUUUUUUUUACUUUAAAGAUAGUUUCAAAGUGUUUAUUGGUGUUUAGAAUUUUCCAGGUAUUUUCCUAAAAUAUAUUUUUACUACAGAUGCUGUGUCAGCUGCUAACUUAGCAACUUUGGAUCCUAUCUGCAGUUGAUGUAUUUUUUGAAAGGUUUUCAAAAAGGGAUGUUUUUUUACUGUGAGCUACCCGACGUAGUUCAGUAAAGUGUAUGUAAAUGUAAAUAUACAAUUUUAUACUUUACAUUAAAAUGUAAGAGCUGUUUUCAUGGUUCUGUUUUAUAGAGUAGUACUUUACUAAAUUGAGAAUUGUACUGUUAUGCUUUUUAUACCCCAUAUACUUGGUUGUCGUUUGAGGAAGAGCUCUGAUCCAACUAGAGACAAUUACAUUCAAUUCAUUUCAGACCGUAUUUUUUCUUAACUACAAACCUAAAUUACUUAGGAUUUUAUUUAUGUGUAUUUAUAUGUAAAUGUCAUCAAGUGAAUUGUCUGUCACUGAAAUCUACCAUCAAAUAUUUGUUUAUAUGGGUUAACUAUCUUGCACUAAUUACUACAAAAAGUGUUACUAGCGGCCUUUAAAUCUCAACUGAUAUGUCUCCAUGUCUUGUCAUAAUUAGUGUGCUCCGCUCCUAAAUGACUUUCCUCUUGCUUUUUUUUGUGUUUGUUUUUUUUUUUAAAUAACAAAAGAGAAUACAACA